Messenger RNA from Vanessa atalanta (red admiral), 561 nucleotides. RefSeq lists its product as uncharacterized. NCBI's taxonomy places the organism in Eukaryota, Metazoa, Arthropoda, Insecta, Lepidoptera, Nymphalidae. The record is from RefSeq and is a predicted model, not a curated record. Bases 9 to 467 code for a protein of 152 amino acids. The transcript has 15 exons.
CAGACAAUAUGAAACUUCUUAUCGUUUUCGCUUUUUGCCUGAUCGUUGUCGCGGCUUUGCCUGCACCGAACCAGCAGGACGAUGAGGAUCAAGAACAGCAAACCCGAAGAAAAUUAAAGAGUGUUCGCUUACAACUAGUCGACAACGAUAAAAAACAUUCAACUCAACUCGGUCAAGGAAACGCUGCAGCAGCCCAGAGAAGUUACUAUGGCAAAUCCUACGAUCUUGGCAGCCUGAGUUUCAGAUACUAUUCUCCGUAUUAUUAUGGCUCCUACAGACCGCCAUAUUAUGACACCGGUGACUACUACAACAAGUACAACCGCUAUUACAAGCCAACUUACGGAAAUACCGGCUAUGGAUAUGACACAAACACGUAUUACGGUCAAGGUCAAGGAUAUACCAAUACUUAUUACAACCAAGGAUACCAACCAUACUUGAGAGAACAGGACGACGAUGACGAAAACUAACGUUAAGGUUUCAUCGACCCUGCUACGGAACAUCUUCAAAUCGCGUAUUCAAUAUAUCUGUUAUAAUUCGAGAAUAAAUAGAUAAACUGCAGCU